Molecule: messenger RNA, 2784 nt
Organism: Plectropomus leopardus (leopard coralgrouper)
Lineage: Eukaryota; Metazoa; Chordata; Actinopteri; Perciformes; Serranidae
Source: RefSeq, a predicted model, not a curated record
CAACAGGACGAUGGCUGCAGGCAGCGGGGACACAAAUGUGAUUUCAGUUUGAACCGGGAGUCUCAAACCGUCUGCCUUACCGGACAGGCUCGUGCGUGUGAAGUCCAGUCAGAGGCAACAUGUCUCUGUUCAAGGCCCGUGAUUGGUGGUCGGCGACGCUUGGCGAGGGGGAGGAGUUUGACCAGGGAUGCCUGUGUGUCGGAGACGUGGACAACAGUGGCAGCGGACAUGAUAAGGUGGUGGUGGGCAGCUACAUGGGGAUGCUGCGGAUAUUCUCCCCGCAUGCCAAUAAGUCCAGCGAUGGAGGUGUGACCGACGCUCUGCUGCUGGAGGUCCAGCUCCAAAACGCCAUCAUCCAGGUGGAAGUGGGCAAGUUUGUCUCGUGUUCAGAGCUUCUUCACCUGGCUGUUCUUCACCCCAGGAAGCUGUCGGUCUACUCAGUUUCAGGCACUGCAGGGAAUGUGGAGCAUGGUGACCAGUACCAGCUGAAGUUGGUUUAUGAACACAAUCUACAGAGAACAGCCUGCAACAUGACGUAUGGCACCUUUGGAGGGGUCACAGACAUCCUUCCUAAAGCGGAGGCUGAGGAGGACCUGAUCGUUACAGCUGCUGUGUCCUCCAGCAUGGACAACCCAUCGCAAGCUCUGAUCCAAGACAUCGACGGUCUGCCCGUCCCUUCAGUCACCAUACAGGUGAAGGUGAAGGCCCGCAGUGUUGUUCAGUCCUCGAAGAUGACCGUUGGUAUCCGGCCUCCUCUGGCCGUCACUCAGGACCAGUUUGUUCUGGAGCCAAUGGGUGUCGGUUCCUCUACAGUUGUGAUGUUUUCCGCUUUCCUCAACGGCCACUACCCCGCCGCUGACCUCACCGGAGACAUCACCGUGUCCUACAGCUCGCCCACAGGAGUUCCCAGGGUUCUCCAGUCCAGGUUCAGUCUUCCUCUGGCGUUGGUGUGCGUUCCUUCAUCUCCAGCCAAAACCACCAAAUUUAAGAUCACUGUGGACACCAAUCAGCCGCCUGUCGACCUCCACGCCAUCUUCCCAGAGUUUUCAGCGAAAUCAGAAGAUAAGGAUGGGAACAGUUUGGCUUUCCAGUUCCUGUCAGGAGCCAAAGUUACCGUGCAGGCCUCCAAGACCUCCCAGCGUUACCGUAUCCAGAGCGACCACUUUGAGGACACGUGGCUGGUGGUGAAGGAGCUGGUUCACAGAUUCGACAAGCAUUUCUCCAAACUGGGAGUCAAAGACUUCAAGAAAAGCUUCAGCGGACCGCUCCCGCUGCAGGAGUACUUCCUGUCUGUAGACCACCACUUCCAGCUGCGCGUCAGUGCUCAGCAGUACCAGGAUCUGCUGUCGGAGCGGGCCAUCCAGUUCAGAGCCAUCCAGCGCCGCCUGCUGACCCGAUUCAAAGACAAAACCCCAGCACCGCUGCAGAACCUGGACACCCUGCUGGAUGCCACCUACAGCCAGGUGAUAGCGCUGGCGGAGGCCGCGGAGGAGAACCGGGCGCAGCUGGAGGAGGCGUUCGUCCGUCUGCGGAGCGCCACACACCUGCUGGUGCUACAUGCUUGUCGCUGUGGCAGGGCCUGACCCCCGACCCAGACGGCCAUCCUAGAGGCCACGCUGCUUGCCGCCCCGUUGCUGCAGGACACACCACAGCUGGGCUGGGAGGAAAGCUGCGACGCCGCCGUCUCGCACCUCCUGCGGAGCUGCCUCUCACGGAGCCCGAAGGACCAGGCCACUUCUCUGGCCCAGGCGGGGGGCCCUGUGCUGGGUCUGCCCAGCGACACCACCCGCCUCAAGAAACACAUCACCCUGAUGUGCGAACGCAUCGGCAAGGGAGGCCGCCUCACCCUGGCCUCUGAGGCCAACGUGCAGGUCCCGGUCCAGGUCCAGAACCUGGCUGCUCCCGGAGGUGUUGAGCCCAUUGCAGAGGUGGCUGGUGACGGCGAGGAGCUGGAACCUCCGCAGGAGGCGACCAAGUUCAUCAAGAAGAAACAGCCGUCGAAGAAAGUCAAGAAAGAUAAAGACUCCAAAGAGAAGAAGGAGGUGUCCAGGGAGGCGUUAGAGGCCAGCUUGAGAGAGGAGGUGGAAGGUGCAGGAGAGCCCGUCAAAGAGGCGAAAAAGGAGAAGAAGGAGUCAUCCAAAGAGAAGAAGGAGUCCAAAAAGGAGUCAAGCAAAGAGCCCAAAGAGGAGGCGAAAAAGGAGUCCAAGAAGGAAUCCUCCUCCUCUAAGGAGAAGAAGGAGUCAUCAAAGGAGAAGAAGGAGAAGGACAAGGAAGGGAAGGAGGCCAGCAAGGAGUCGGGGGACAAGAAAGUGUCCAGGAAGUCGUCAAUAAAAGUGAAAGAGAAGAAGAAGGAGCCGGAGGCAGGAGAGGGCUGACAGGAGCCGCUCACAUGAUGCAUACAGACACAAACAUACAUACAUGUCACAUACACAGCACGGCUCGCACACGUAAACAUACACACAUGCAUAUACACAGUCCAUGUAAACGUAUACAAGACCGGAUAACUCCACGCCACACACACACACACACACACACACACACACACACACACACACACACACACACACACACACACACACACACACACACACACACACUUCACAUAUGCAGUCCCAAAAUAUAUUUACAUGUAAAUAUACUCCGUCAAGGCCACAUGUGUCAUUAGCAGAACAGUUUCCUCCCAGACACAUAUUUACAUCGUCUAGUAAUAACUGAUCCACACACACGCACGCACGCACACUCACACACUGCUGCUGAACCACAUAUGUGCGUGUGUGUGUGUGU